Messenger RNA from Mercenaria mercenaria, 783 nucleotides. RefSeq lists its product as uncharacterized. The transcript has a single exon. The record is from RefSeq and is a predicted model, not a curated record. Bases 1 to 783 code for a protein of 260 amino acids. NCBI's taxonomy places the organism in Eukaryota, Metazoa, Mollusca, Bivalvia, Venerida, Veneridae.
AUGCAGACGACCAGUGAAGAGCAGACGACAUUAGUUGAUUAUUCUAACAUACUCGCCAACCAGCAGACGACAUCUAGCCAAGACAUUAGCAUACUCCAGUUGAUUGACAUAACCAGAUUCAGCAAAUACAGCAAGCUCCUUCGUGUUACGGCCUACGUACGACGAUUCGUAUACAAUUGUCGAACUACUCAACAUAGAAUGUUAGGUGUUCUGUCCACACAAGAACUACAAGAUGCUGAGCAAAUGUUAUUGCGAGAUUGCCAGGAAACCGCUUAUCCAGAUGAAGUUACCUACCUGAAGUCCCCUACGUCCCGCAUACCUCGUCCAACGCUUGUGAAUAAACUACAGUUGUUUCAAGACGGUAAUGGCCUACUUCGAUGUGGCGGGAGAAUCCAGAAUGCCCCUAAUGCUGAAUCAACGAAGUUUCCUUACUUAUUGCCUAAGAAACACCUACUUACCCGCUUAAUUGUACAGAACGCCCAUGAGAAAUACCUGCAUGCCGGAACGAACGCUACAGUAACCAACAUUCGUCAGAAGUAUUGGAUACCGGCCAUUAGACAGUGUGUGAACGCCAUAACCCGUAAGUGCGUGACAUGCAGACGAGUCACCGGGAGACCCUACAGUGCCCCUGAUCCACCACCGUUGCCAAAGAUACGAGUUGAAAAUGCACCUCCAUUCACAGUCACAGGUGUUGACUUUACCGGAGCCAUCCAAACUAAGAACAAUACAGGAACCAAAUCAAAGGCAUACAUAAUUAUGAUCUCUCAUCAAAUGAAGCAAUGA